Molecule: messenger RNA, 1010 nt
Organism: Babjeviella inositovora NRRL Y-12698
Lineage: Eukaryota; Fungi; Ascomycota; Pichiomycetes; Serinales
Exons: 1
Coding region: 60-812 (250 amino acids)
Source: RefSeq, a predicted model, not a curated record
CUCCAUCUUUAAAAUCGUAUCAAGCACUGUUUCUUUGCUACCUCAUUCCGACUUUUAAGAUGCCAAUUGAACUUAUUCUUUCUCCAAUUAUGAGACCAGUGGUGCGGGCCAAGGCGCUUGUAUUUCAUCCCCACCGCCGGGCUUCACGCUACAUCCCUACAAUUCUCGAAUUGCCAGAGAACGUUUCUGAGUACGCGGUGAGACACCGUUUUGGGUCUGGGUCGAAGAUUUACGAUGUUUACGAUACCAAGGCCGAGGGUUCAGGCGCCAACGGCUCCACCAACCACAACGAUAAGCUUUUUUGGUUUGUGAGAUCACGUUCGGUUAAGGGCGCGUACAAAAUGUAUUCUAGUGACAUCACUGGUACGGGGAUAGACGGAGCAGAUGAGCCGGUAGCUGCGGUCAGAGCCGGCUUGAGAUCCAACGUUUUGUUGAUUAGAGCUCCGGAGGUCCCGGCGUCCGAGUUGGGAUGGCAUGUGCUUAAUCACAGAGUGGAUGCGAUUGACAGCUACCGUGUGUUUGAGUUGGCGGAUGGCCACACUUACCAAUGGACCACACAAGGAAAGUUUUUGGAGAGGGUGCACAACUUGGGGGAGAAGGAAUCUGAAGUGAGAGAGCGCAUCGGCGAGGUGAUUCCUGCUGGACACGCUGGGUUCAACUUGAAGAUUGACGAAACCAAAAUGUGCAGAGAGCUUGCAUUAUCCACCGCCUUGUGUUCGUACAUCGACCACUGGAACACAAGAUACUCAGUUGGGGGUAUCUAUUUAGCGUCCCAACCCCUGGUUCCAAUGGUUCGUUGGAAGAGAGAGUAAGAGGGAGGUGUAGGUUGAUGCUUGCGUUCAAGUUGAACCUUUGGAAUGGAUCACAAGACGUGGGGUGCCCUGCUGAUUAUAAGGGAAAUAGUGGUGCAUUCGUCUUGGUUGUUUCCAGACCUUCCAUCUCUCCAGGUCUUUAACCUCUUUCCUCACCAAUAGCUCACCGGUACAAUGCCGGGUUAUACCGUCAAUAGA